AUGAUUAGUCAUCGAUUAAAAGCAGUACCUGUUACAGGCUAUUAUCAAUAUAUACCGCAAAUUCAUCAUCGAGUUGAUGUUGCACCUUCUAAGGAAAUUGGUAGCAUAGAAACAACGACAACAACUGUUCCAUCUGCAACUAUGGGGAUAGACAAUAAUAAUCAAGAAUCUAUAACAAAUUCGUCAUCUUCUGAUGACGUAGAACUAUUGUCUUCGGAUCUUAACGAUAGAGAUGUGACGCAGUGGUCAUCAACUCAAGUACAACAUUGGAUUGAAGAACAAUGUCAAAAAUUCGAACUAAAGAAAGCAACAACUGCAAAAUUUCAAAUGAAUGGUCAAGCAUUAGUACUCUUGACAAAACAUGAUUUUCUUAGACGUUCACCAGAUGGAGGAGAAAUACUUUACUAUGCGCUGCAACGAAUCAUUAAACCAAAUAAAUUCAAUCCUGGUCGCACUAAUCAAGAUUCGAUAAAAAAUGAUUCAGACCGUCAAAAUCCUCGAAUUGUUGAAGUUGGUUCAGAUACAGAAGAUCAUAACAGUUGCACAAGCUCUACAACAUCAGCAAAACCAAUUGUUGAAGAACCUGAUGAUCCACCAUUACCUCGUAAGCAAGAAUCAGAUAAAGCAUAUGAAAAUCAUCAAAAUCGUUCUCAAUCAUUCAUCUAUAACAAUUCUGGCACUCGUCAAACAAUUUAUACAAUGCCUGCUUCUGCUGCUGCUGCCGCUGCUGCUUAUUAUCAUCAACAACAACAAGCAUAUCCUAAUGGUUUCAUAUAUACUCAUCAUCAUGUUCAUCCAAAUAUGACUCAACAACAAUUUUAUCAUCCACGUCAACAUUCAUAUCCUCAAUUUAUUCAUCAAUAUUAUCAAACAAUGGUUGCUCAAGGAAUUUUAAUUGAAGUACUCGAUAAUGAAGAUGCAAAAAAACUUGCUGCCAAUGGAUAUAAUUUACCAUCGAAUGAAACUUCAACUAAUGGUUCUACUUUGGAUGAUAAAAAACAACUUUAUCUUGUUACAAUGAAUGGACAACAAUAUGUUAUGAACGAAGAACAAAUUAGACGAUUUGUAGCAGAUGUUCAUCAACAACAACAGCAACAGUAUCAACAACAACUUCUUCAACAACAACAACAACAACAACAACUUCAUCAACAACAGCAACAAUUUCAUCAGCAACAACAACAAUUUCGUCAGCAACAACAGCAGCAGCAACAACAACAACAACAACAACAACAACAUUACACCUACUAUCAACAACCAUCUCAGGAUAAUGUUUAUUAUACUUUAUAG
Rotaria sordida is the source of this 1287-nucleotide messenger RNA. NCBI's taxonomy places the organism in Eukaryota, Metazoa, Rotifera, Eurotatoria, Philodinida, Philodinidae. The record is from the annotation of a GenBank genome assembly.